AAAGGUGGAUCCUGGAUUGCAGACUCCGACACAUUCAAUGUCAGCCAGAGAUCGUGAUUAAUUACUUGACAUCGGGUGCUAUGUACUGUAACGAGCUAGAAACUACAUAACUCCGUCCGUUGCGCGGUAUUAGUGCAUUCUAACAGGUUGCUGUGCGGGGCAGGAAUGCGGGGUGGCACGUAUGGGAUUCGAUCGUGGUCGCUGAUCUGUGACGGCCGACAGAGCCGCGGCCGAAUCACCAUUCCCAACUCCUUCCGCAACGACCACGAUUUCAGCUUUAACUGAGUCCCCUGCUGAAUCGUACCGACACUCUGGACUACUGGAGUGCAAGGCCAGCUCGACUUUGCUAUUUCGAACUGUAAGUCACCAUCAUCUCAUGGUUAGCCUGUUAAUGAGCCUCGCAGUUCCACGAAAAUGCAGUCAAACCUCACCAUCGGCAAUCCAUUGUCGUUGGACCGCAUUCGUUCUGUCCUGGUCAGGCUAGAGGAUACCAUUAUCUUCUCCCUUAUCGAGCGGGCCCAGUUUGUCCACAAUGCUCGCAUGUAUCAGCGUGGUGCAUUCAAGGAAUUGCAUGACAUCGGAUUCAAUGGUAGCUGGCUAGAAUGGUUUCUCAAAGAGACCGAGACGUUUCACGCCAAGGCAAGAAGAUAUACCAGUCCAGACGAAUACCCUUUCUCAAGCGACCUGCCAGAACCCAUCAUACCGCCCUUAUCCUUUCCGCAAAUAUUGUACCCGAAUAAUAUCAACGUGAAUCCAUCCAUCCUUUCAUUCUACACCCGCACCAUUGUCCCCCGUAUAACCCGGCACGCCACCCUGCUCCUCGCGGCUUCAAAACGGGCCAAGGGAAUCGUCGGAGACGAGGAGUAUGAAGAUGACGGCAAUUAUGGAAGCGCUGCAACAAUUGAUAUCGAAGUCCUGCAGGCAAUCAGUAAAAGGGUUCACUACGGCAAAUUCGUUUCCGAAUCCAAGUUCUUACAAGACCCUGCAGCAUUCAUUCCGCACAUCCUGAAACCUAACCGGGAGGCAUUAGAGGCACUCAUAACAAAACCAGAAGUCGAGCGCAAGCUGCUGAUCCGAUUACAGAAAAAGGCAGAGACGUACGCCCAGGACUUUGCCUCCGAUGGAACUCAAUUAGCCAACGGAAAUGUGAAUGGGGCAUCCAAAAUUGACGUUGCUGGUGUGGUGGAACUUUACGAGAGUUUCAUUAUCCCACUGACAAAAGAGGUCGAGGUGGAUUAUCUUCUGCAACGCCUAGUUGGGCUAUCAGAUGCAGAGAUCGACAAGUUGGCUCAGAAGGGCAGCCCCUCAUCAUGACAGUUCAUUGAUACGGCCUAGAUCCCAUCAUCUACCUUCUACUUCUACUAUAAUUAAGGGUAGAUGUCAGAUCCAUCUUCGUAAAUGCCCUCCCUCCGGUACAAAAGUAGUGUCUAAGUAUUAUGGACGUUACCCCCUCUAUUCUGAUAUGCGAAGUUCCGAGUUGUUCGUCACUGUUAUCUCACCAUUGCCUACGUAACUGUUUGUCCCCGCGAUCCCUUUCGAAUUCAUAAGUACUAGUAGCCGGGCCUCCGAAUGUACUCAUUGUCGGUUUGAACUUACACCCUUUGGGGUAUUCCUUGUAUUUGUACCCAUUUACAUUUCAUAUCGGACACCUUUUCUGUCG
This is a messenger RNA of Desarmillaria tabescens, 1660 nucleotides long. RefSeq names its product chorismate mutase. Gene Ontology annotation, biological process: chorismate metabolic process; aromatic amino acid biosynthetic process. The record is from RefSeq and is a predicted model, not a curated record. Gene Ontology annotation, cellular component: cytoplasm. NCBI's taxonomy places the organism in Eukaryota, Fungi, Basidiomycota, Agaricomycetes, Agaricales, Physalacriaceae. The coding region runs from base 415 to 1314 and encodes 299 amino acids. Gene Ontology annotation, molecular function: chorismate mutase activity. The transcript has 5 exons.